AUGUCGGGCGCAAACUCGUGGUUGGCGAGGCAGCGCAAGAGCGACCUCGUCGAGCUUGCCGAACUGACCGGACUCACUGGUUACGAGAACCAGAAGAAGGCCGACCUGGAAGUCACUCUUGAUGAGUACCUCGCCGAGAACGCGACGCAGUUCUCCCACAACCCUAAGCUCGCGCCUUACUACAACAGCCGCGCCAAGGCAGCCGGUUCGCCCGUCAAGAGAGAGGCUCCCCUGACCGACCUCGUGAGGUCGACAACGCGCCGCAGGGCGACGAGAGUUAUCGAAGAGAUCCAACCCGAGCCCGAAGCCGAGUCAUCAUCACCAAGCCCGGAGCCUGCCCUCUCCACCGCCCUGGCGACGCGCACUCCUGCGCGUAACCUAUCUCUCGCGAGCCGCAUCCCUCUGCCCGCGACGCCCGCCGAUGUCGCUGAGGCCGUCGACCGCCAUACCGUUGCGGUGCGCGAGCGCGUCACGGAGCUCUACGACCAGUCGGGUAUCCAGGAGGGCACCCAAGCCGUGCGCUCGUCCCUGUCGACAGUCACCUCGGUACUCUUCACAGUUGCCGCGUUCGAGGCGUGGAACCUGAGAGCCGAGGUCCUACCCCUUCGUUACGCUUUUACUAUCCCCGCAAUCCCUGCCCUGGGCACCAACUUCUACCCCGUCUAUGUGCCUGACGCGUUCCUGUUUGUGACUUCUUCCUUCUGGUCGCCCGUCACACUGUGGACGCUCACCUCGGUUCUCAUCCCAUCCUUGUUCGGUUACUUCUACAACCUGAGUGCCGCGAGCCAUCCCCAGCCUCGGGGCCGCAAGAGCUCGACGGUUGAGUACAAUGUCGACCCCCUAGUGUUCAGCAUUGUCAAGGCCCUGAUCUCAUUCGUCGUCUACGGCCAGAAGGUCACUUUCGGCGGAUGGAUCAACGAGAACUCCAUCGACCGCAUCAACAGCGCUCUAUACGGCGAGUGGAAGGGCAUCCUGACGGGUGCUGCCAUUACCGCCCUGGUGAGCCUCUACGACGCCGUUUUGAAGAAAUAA
This is a messenger RNA of Colletotrichum spaethianum, 1032 nucleotides long. RefSeq lists its product as uncharacterized. The transcript has 3 exons. Gene Ontology annotation, cellular component: membrane. Bases 1 to 1032 code for a protein of 343 amino acids. The record is from RefSeq and is a predicted model, not a curated record. NCBI's taxonomy places the organism in Eukaryota, Fungi, Ascomycota, Sordariomycetes, Glomerellales, Glomerellaceae.